Formica exsecta is the source of this 784-nucleotide messenger RNA. RefSeq names its product programmed cell death protein 2-like. Lineage: Eukaryota; Metazoa; Arthropoda; Insecta; Hymenoptera; Formicidae. The record is from RefSeq and is a predicted model, not a curated record. The transcript is spliced from 2 exons. The annotation marks the transcript as partial.
AAGACAAUGGCAUCUUUGUUAUUUUACGAAGUACCUAUACAUAAUGAGAAUACUCGCAAUAACCACUUGGUAUCCCAAAAAAAUCGAUAAGGGAAACGCGCGAACCGGGGAAGGCGCACGCGUCAAGCGUUACUGAUGCGUGUCAGCUGUCCCGGUCGUAAGUAAAACGGCUGUGUACAGGUGUUCUGGAGCUCUACGUCCGUAAUCUUCCAAUGUAGAGCUGUGAUUGAAUGAUUUAAAUGGCUUGCGACAAUCGUACGAAAGUGUAUCUCGGAUAUGAGGACGAGUAUGUCACGGACAAGCAUCGGUCCUUGCUCAACUUUACGACUAACAAGAUCGGCGGGCAUCCGAAUUGUUAUGGGAAAAAUACAUUAUUGUCGCCACAAUGCAAACUCUGUGGCUUGUAUCAGCUCUUAGCACUACAGUUGUAUGCACCAUUAGAUAAUUCAAAAUACCAUCGGACAUUAUACAUAUUUGCAUGCAUCAAUCCAAACUGCUGGAAUCAAAAUAAAAGCUGGACGUGUUUAAGAGUACAGCACUUAGAAGAUGAAACUAAUACAAGUGUUCCGGAUUCUGGGAGUGUUAACGUGCCAUCUACAACAGCUUGGCUAUCAGAUGCAGAUGAUUGGGAUGAUAACGUAAAUGACAAUGCAUCAGAACCAAAUGGGAAUAAUAUGUUGGAAAAUGAUCCAUUACAAUUUCAUUUUUCUUUGCAUAAAGAAAUAGAUCAGGGCUUACGAGAAGAGUUGUCUACACUGCGUGUAGAUGAUCCAAAUGCAAAUAG